GGACUGUCUUCUACGCUUUCUGUUAUCACUAGCAGAAAUCGUUGCAGAACGUCAGCCCUGCUUUCUUCUGCCUCUCUCUCUCUCUCCCUCCCCCAUUCCCUAUAUAUCUCUCCACAUAAGCCUCUCCUUUCUUAUUGGGUUCUAUUCUUGUUGGAUUCCUCCUCCUCCUCCUCUUCUUCUUCUUCUUCUUCUUCACUUACUCUCUCUCUCUCUCUCUCUCUCUCUCUAAGAACAACAUAAGUGAUAUAUAGAGUGAGAAGAAACAGAGGAGGGAGCUAGAGAUGGGUGGUGACUGCAUCCCUACCUUGGCCAUGGUAUUGGUUCAAGUGGGCUUCGCCGGCUUGAACGUGGUGUCGAAGCUGGCCCUCGAUGAUGGCAUGAGCCCCUACGUGAUGAUCACCUACCGUCAGAUCGUCGCCACCCUCUUCAUCGCUCCCAUUGCCUUCUUCCUUGAGAGAAAAACUCGCAUGGCGAUUUCGGGCAAAAUUAUCUUCCAGAUUUUCCUGUGCUCGUUAUUUGGGGCUACAGCGAAUCAGCUAUUGUACUUCCUUGGGCUCAAAUAUUCGACGCCGACGAUUGCAUCUGCCCUCAACAAUAUGCUGCCGGCCAUCACGUUCGUCAUGGCCGUUCCUUUCAGGAUGGAGACGAUAGGGAUCCGAACGCUGGCAGGGCAAGCGAAGGUGAUCGGGACAGUGCUGUGCGUAGGUGGCUCCAUGGAGAUGACCUUCUACAAAGGAAGUCUUGUGAAGAUUUGGUCGUCUCGCAUCCACUGGAGGUAUGCCGAGGGCAUGGCAUCCAGCACUGGUGGCUCCGACGAUGGACGGAGCAUGGCCCUGGGUGCCGCCCUGAUCAUCGCAAGCUGCAUAGCUUGGGCUGUCUGGUUCAUCAUUCAGGCUAAGAUGAGCGAAAGCUUCUCUUCUCCUUAUACAAGCUCGGCUUUAUUGUGCUUCAUGGCGGCCAUUCAGUGCUUGGUUAUAGGAGCCGGGGUGGAGAGGAAGCUCUCAGCAUGGAGACUCGGUUGGGACAUCAGACUGGUAACUACACUUUAUAACGGCGUAGUUGGCUCAGCGUUAGCAGUUUCACUGAUGUCCUGGUGCAUAGAGAAGAAAGGUCCUCUGUAUGUCUCGAUGUUCAGCCCGUUGCAGCUCGUCGUCGUCGCAGUCCUUGGAUGGGCAGUCCUUGAUGAGAGGCUCUAUGUUGGAAGUGUUACAGGCUCGAUCCUAAUAGUUGGAGGACUAUACUUGGUUCUUUGGGGAAAGGGAAGAGAAUUGAAGAAGCUGAGCAACAUAGGUGUGAAGAACUUGGAAGAGGAGGUUGAGGAAGGAGGAGGCAGUGUGGCCAUUAGCAUGCCCAUGUAUCGCAGUCCUGAUCAUGAGGCCCGAGAUGGCCAACCUCGUGAUGGUCCACCGAAUUAGAACAAGUUACAGUAGAAUUUGAGGUUUCUCAUGGUCCAAGGAAUUAGGAAGAAUUCGCGGAGUCAAGAGAACCCACAGCACAAUAAGGACGUACGCUCUCCACGCCAUGGAUUGAGAAACUUAGGUGAAAUGGUCUUUGUCCGUGCAGUGUGUGGGUAAGAGAACGCGUGGAAUAACAUAUUCACCGAAUGUAAUACCAUGACAAAUUAUAAUGAACAAGGGAGCAAAACAUGAUACUGCAAACUCUUACUUAUGUAUGAUUUCAAAUAUUAGUGCUAAAUUCACAUGC
Messenger RNA from Phoenix dactylifera (date palm), 1704 nucleotides. RefSeq names its product nodulin MtN21 /EamA-like transporter family protein (gene UMAMIT25). Lineage: Eukaryota; Viridiplantae; Streptophyta; Magnoliopsida; Arecales; Arecaceae. The record is from RefSeq and is a predicted model, not a curated record. Gene Ontology annotation, cellular component: membrane. Gene Ontology annotation, molecular function: transmembrane transporter activity.